AUGCGCGCUGCACGAGGCAGCCGACUGGCGAGAGAACAGCCGUUAAAGCGGAGCCCAGCGCCCUACGCUGGCUUGGAGCAUGUGGGGCUUUGCGGGGAAAUAAAGCAUUUUCAGGACCUACAACGGGAUAGAUUAACUACACUAAAGCUAUCUGGAAGUUCUUCCCUAGCAACAUUUUCGAGAACUCAAAGCUUCACAAGAAUAAUGAAGCUGACCUUCCGAAAGUCGUUUUCAGCAAAAGCUCGUUUCCAUACAGGCGAUACCAGCAAAAGAGACGACGCAGGUCGCAGCACCUCCUCUCACGGCCGCAGGAGGGCCCAAGUGGCCGUUAAACGGUCCUUAUAUGUGCGCAGGCGCACGACGCUGCCGCUCUGCGCAUGCGUCGCUCCGCCCCGCGCAUGCGUGAAGAGGGCGCGGGUCAUGGCGGCGCGUGGCGUGCCGGCCGAGGCCUGCGUGGGUCAGUUAGUGCUGCCGGGGGAUGUGCUGCUCCUGCCCGCGCACCCCGACGAGGACAGCGAGCGGCUGCGCCUGGGCGCCGGCGCGGCCCGGCGGGGACGGCUACUCUGCGGCCCGGGACUGAGGCGCAGCGACGCCGGGCUCGUGGUUACUAAGUGCGGGCUGCUGCGGCACCGCCCCGCAGGUGGCGGCGGCGGCGGCGCCUUCUGGGUGGACUCGCAGCAGAAGCGGUACGUGCCGGUCAAGGGAGAUCACGUAAUAGGAAUAGUGACGGCCAAAACGGGAGACCUCUUCAAGGUGGAUGUGGGGGGAAGCGAGCUGGCGUCUCUGUCCUACCUGGCGUUUGAAGGCGCAACGAAGAGGAACAGGCCGAAUGUGCAGGUGGGAGAUCUUAUUUAUGGUCAGUUUCUUGUAGCAAACAAAGACAUGGAACCAGAGCUGGUCUGUAUAGACAGCAGUGGAAGAGCAAGUGGCAUGGGAAUAAUUGGAGAAGACGGCUUCCUUUUUAAAGUUUCCUUAGGUCUAAUAAGAAAACUUUUGGCUCCCAAAUGUGAAAUAAUUCAGGAGUUGUCACAAUUGUACCCUUUUGAGCUGGUGCUGGGAAUGAAUGGAAGAAUAUGGGUAAAAGCAAAAACAGUUCAACAGACUUUAAUUAUAGUAAACAUUUUGGAAGCCUGUGAGUAUAUGACAGCAGAACAGAGAAAACAAGCACUUGCCAAACUGUCAGGAACUUGACUGAAGAAACCCAUGAGGUUUUGUUUCAGAUAACUGUAGGGCGAGCUAUUUUUGUAUUCAGCUUUAUAUUAAAAUCAUUUUUUUUAAAUGAAGUCCUAGACUUACAUUGUCGUCAUUCUCUAGCUCCUUUCUUUAUUCCCACACCCUGUUCUGCCUUAUUUAGGAACUUUGUUUUUAUCAGCUUUUGUAAUUAUGAAACCUUGUUUAUAGUUAUGUUUUUUGACUGUUGUGGAGACAGUUUCUAAAAGCUUCCAAUAAUUCUGAGUUUUGAGGAGUAACUUCCCCAUCAGGGAAGGUAGUUGUUCAUAGAAAUUAACCAUUACUGCUCAUGGAGAAGCAGUGUAUGCCAGUCCUGUAGGUGCACCAUGUUUCAUAACUCUUAAUAAACUGAAUAGCUUGCUGGUUAAUAAUAAUAAUUAAGUUAGGAAAAGGGAUACAAUUAGAGUAAGCCUAAGUACUGUGUUUAUUCCAAGAGGAAAGAAAACUCUCCCCAGUUACGCAGUUACAACACUCACAUUGUUGCAUCCUAAGUUCAGCCCAUGGAAUUUGACUACUGUUUUCUUUGGCAUCUCACUCGCAUAGAAAUUGGUUCAACAAAGAGUCACUCUUCUGACUCAUCUUUAAUAGGCUUACCUAGGGCUUCCCCUGAUUCAAGAAAAACACAACUAGUUUCCAUACAGACCUAAUGAUUCUCAUCAGGAUUCUCUGAGGGAGAGAAUAGGCGCUUACCACUUUAUGCCUAUCAUUUAGGCACGCCUCAUCAGGCUUUGUAGACCCUCAGAUGUCUCCUUUUAUUUYCAGCUGUCCCCUCUCCUCC
Messenger RNA from Nothoprocta perdicaria, 2008 nucleotides. RefSeq names its product exosome component 3 (gene EXOSC3). Gene Ontology annotation, molecular function: RNA binding. Gene Ontology annotation, biological process: U4 snRNA 3'-end processing; nuclear polyadenylation-dependent rRNA catabolic process; poly(A)-dependent snoRNA 3'-end processing. Bases 1 to 1191 code for a protein of 396 amino acids. The record is from RefSeq and is a predicted model, not a curated record. Gene Ontology annotation, cellular component: nuclear exosome (RNase complex); cytoplasmic exosome (RNase complex). NCBI's taxonomy places the organism in Eukaryota, Metazoa, Chordata, Aves, Tinamiformes, Tinamidae. The transcript has 5 exons.